Messenger RNA from Knipowitschia caucasica, 1164 nucleotides. Lineage: Eukaryota; Metazoa; Chordata; Actinopteri; Gobiiformes; Gobiidae. The record is from the annotation of a GenBank genome assembly.
AUGAGGGAGUUGUUCCCGGUGAACCCAGUGUGGAGACAGAGGGAGCGUCUGACCAGCCUCCCCCCUCAUCACCCUGUCCCCCAUCAGCCCCAUCAGCCUCACCAGCCCCUCCCCAUCGUGUCCUACUCCAUUCACACCUCCAAGAAGUUCCCGUUCUUCCACGUCGUCAAAUGCUCCAGAUACGAAGCGGAAAACGCCUUCUUCUCCAGCCUGAAGCUCACAGACUUCAACAUCAUCGACACUUUGGGGGUCGGAGGAUUCGGUCGAGUCGAACUGGUGCAGCUCAAAAGUGAAGAGGCCAAAACGUUUGCCAUGAAAAUCCUGAAGAAGCGACACAUCGUGGACACGAGACAACAGGAGCACAUCAGAGCGGAGAAGCACAUCAUGGCCGACGCCCACUGCGACUUUGUGGUCAGGUUGUACCGAUCGUUUAAGGACAGUAAAUACCUGUACAUGUUGAUGGAGGCGUGUCUCGGGGGAGAGCUGUGGACCAUUCUCAGAGACAGAGGUUCCUUUGACGACACCACGACACGCUUCUACACCGGCUGUGUGGUGGAGGCCUUUUCUUACCUCCACGCCAAAGGAAUCAUCUACAGAGACCUGAAACCAGAGAACCUGCUGCUGGACAGUCGCGGAUACGCAAAACUCGUGGACUUUGGUUUUGCGAAGAAGAUCGGUUACUGUAAGAAGACGUGGACUUUCUGCGGGACGCCAGAGUACGUAGCUCCUGAGAUCAUCCUGAACAAAGGCCACGACGUGUCUGCGGAUUACUGGUCCCUGGGCAUCCUCAUGUACGAGCUGCUCACCGGGAGUCCUCCCUUCACCGGCCCAGACCCAAUGAAAACCUACAAUGUGAUUCUGAGAGGCAUCGACAUGAUCGAGUUUCCAAUGAAAGUCACUAAGAAUGCAGCCAACCUCAUCAAGAAGCUCUGCAGAGACAAUCCGAUAGAAAGACUUGGAAAUCUGAAGAACGGUGUGAAGGACAUUCAAAAGCACAAGUGGUUUGAAGGGUUUAACUGGGAAGGUCUCAAGAAGGGAACUCUCACUCCACCCAUACAACCAAACGUUUCGUCUCCAACCGACACCAGUAACUUUGACAGCUUCCCCGAAGACACCGAGGAGCCACCGCCGGACGAUAACUCGGGAUGGGACUAUGAUUUUUGA